Molecule: messenger RNA, 2532 nt
Organism: Carcharodon carcharias (great white shark)
Lineage: Eukaryota; Metazoa; Chordata; Chondrichthyes; Lamniformes; Lamnidae
Product: myelin-associated glycoprotein-like
Exons: 12
Coding region: 336-2132 (598 amino acids)
Source: RefSeq, a predicted model, not a curated record
UGAGCUGUGGUUGGUGAUUCCUCACGUUACAUCCAGGGACACUGGAGACUAUCAGUGUGUGGCAGAGAAUGAACAUGGAGCAGUGGAGGGGUUCAUAACCAUCACUGUGGAACAGCGAGAUUCCAAUGAAUGGAAAGCAGGAUUGCUUGGAGCUGGAAUCUGUUUGAGUGUUGGACUGAUUGGAUUCUUCAUCUUCAAGUGUGUGAGAAAAGGGAGCAGCACAGGAAGAGGUCAUUCAGCGCAAGCAGAGCGUGUGGGCAGUUCCUCCCCAGGCGAGCAGUCGGACAGGUCCUGGCUUGAGGGUGAGCAGCUGAUGAAGUAUCUGGGAGUGGACAAUGAUCGGGAAAUCUUACUUCCUCCUGUCACUUCUCCAAGUUGGACUGUCACAAGAGUGGAAAGGUGACACUCCACGAGAGGUGACAGCGCAGGAAGGUUCAUGUGUACAGAUUCCAUGUCAUUACAGUUACCCAUCACAUUUGUUAGAGAAAACACGUGUCGGAAUCUGGAAUAUGAGAAGGGACAAAUGGAAUACAUCAUCUAUAGCCUUUCACUCCAAGGAUCACAAUCGCGAGUUACCACGGUUCCACCAUCGGACCCGGCUGUCUGGAGACCUGAAAGAUGGCAACUGUUCCCUGAUUAUAAACAACAUCAGAUGGGGAGAUGCAGGACAUUAUUUUUUCAGAAUAGAAUUUGACAGCAGCAAUAGUUACAGCAUCUAUCCUGUAACCCGGCUUCACGUUUCUGUUGGACUGUCACAAGAGUGGAAAGGUGACACUCCACGAGAGGUGACAGCGCAGGAAGGUUCGUGUGUACAGAUUCCAUGUCAUUACAGUUAUCCAUCGUGUCUGGAAAACCAACCGCGAGGUGGAGUCUGGUUUAAUAAAGAGAAACAGAUUCCUUGGGCUCCCAUUGCCUUUCACUCCAAGGAUCACAAUCACGAGUUACCACGGUUCCGCCAUCGGACCCGGCUGUCUGGAGACCUGAAAGCUGGCGACUGUUCCCUGAUUAUAAGCAACAUCAGACGGGAAGAUGCAGGACCUUAUUUUUUCAGAAUAGACUUUGACAAUGGUCCGAGCCAUAACUAUUACCCUGUAACCCAGCUUCAAGUUUCUGAUUUCACAGAUAAACCCACGAUAUUCCCUGCUGAAAUUAUUGCAGGAAAGCGUGUGGAUGUAAGCUGCACCUUCAACACAACGUGCAGUGGAACAGCAGCACCUGUCUUAACCUGGGACACUCCCACUGACGUACCUGGAUCAGUCUCAAACACUGUAACUCAGCAUGGUGUCACUCUGACCUACACUUCUGUUCUGACCCUGAUCCCAUCACUCAAACACCACGGACACACACUCAGCUGCAGAGUGAGAUAUCCAUCUGUUUCAUCGGAGCGGACCCUCGUACUAACUGUGCAAUAUAAGCCGGAGAUUUCCCAGCAGUCGGAGUGCACUCGGAGGUCAGAGGGGGUCACCUGCGUCUGUGUGGCCAACUCCAACCCACCCGGAGACCUCACCUGGCACCUGCCCAGUGCCAACAUCAGUGGUAACCAAACACACGGAGGUUUUGUGUCGUGGCAGGUCAGAGAUGGGCAUCUGGUGACUGGUUCCCUCACCCUGAUGAGACCCCAGGAUGAGGGGGGAGUGAUGGCAUCCUGCUCGGUUCAAAACCCACACGGGGAAGCCAUGUUCAAGGUGUAUCUGUGGGUCAAAGGUAGAGACUCCAGUAAAUGGACAGUAGGAUUGCUCACGGCUGGGAUCAUGUUGAGUGUUUUCCUGGCUGGAAUCUUCAUCUUCAUCUGUGUCAGAAAGAUAAAGACAAUGACAGGGGAGAGAGUUUCAGGGACCAGUGACAUUGCAUUGACCUCCAGUCCACUCUCUGUGAAGCACCAGGGUAAACAGAAUGUGCUGAUUACUGAGACCUGGGACACAACCAGAGACACAACUAGCGAGGGGGGGACCCCAGUUCCCCGGGGUCUCUCUGAAGGUCCAGUGGGAGGCGAUGCUGGAUAUGGGAACCCCGACAAACCCGACGAGCUUCUCUACGCCAAUCCCCAAGUCUUCAGGGUGCCCAGUGGUGAUGGGACUGUCCACAGGGAAGAGGAGGCGGAAUACGCACAGAUCAGAUUCAAGCGAAACUGAGUGUGAAACGGGGAGAGGGGGUGAGCAGAAUGGAAACACGGAGAAUCCUUCGACAGGGCGUGUGUGCAACAGGCUCACAAUAAAUGCAUUGCACGGCAACAACUAAGCAUGUCCUUUGAUGCUGAUGCAUCCCAGUCCUGCUGUGUGGACACAUCACAACCGAGGGACUGCCUGACUUCGUGCAGCCAACAUGGCUGAAUAGUAAUUAGCAAAAAUGUGACAUCACUGAACUUUGUUAACAUUUCAGAAUGUGCUUUCUGAAUUCUGCAACUUGUUUAUUCUGUGAUAGAUUACAAGAAGCUUUUGCAUUUUCUAUAAUAUUACAUUUAUUGUCACAAGGGAUUGAAAUGCCCAGACAACUCUGUACAGAUAUAUUUUUAUUAAACAUCUUACUCUGGGA